Molecule: messenger RNA, 5664 nt
Organism: Larimichthys crocea (large yellow croaker)
Lineage: Eukaryota; Metazoa; Chordata; Actinopteri; Sciaenidae
Product: alpha-tectorin
Exons: 23
Coding region: 1-5475 (1824 amino acids)
Biological process (GO): cell-matrix adhesion
Molecular function (GO): protein binding
Source: RefSeq, a predicted model, not a curated record
AUGGCACAUCCCAUCAUGCUGCCUGUGCUACUUUUGGGGAUGAUAAGACCCCUCUACCCAAUAUCUGGAACUGAAAUUGACCGAUCAGAUGAUGGAGGUUCUCCUAAGAUAACCCUGCAACGAUCAUAUGUCUAUUUUGGGCAGGCAUAUAAUCAAAUUUUUGUCAACCAGAAUGGACACCUGACAUUUUUUGGUAUAUGGAGUAGUUUCAUUCCUCAAAAGUUUCCAUUGCAUGGAUCUAAAGACGUCAUCGCUCCAUUCUGGACAGAUUUGGACAACAGAGAAUCUGGCUAUGUCUACUACAACCAAUACACCAGUGGAAUUGUUCUACAACAAGCUACACAGGACAUAAAUGAUUAUUUUCCAACCUUGAACUUCAAUGCCAACUGGGUGUUUGUUGCAACAUGGUAUGAGGUGGCCUACUUUCCAAAUUCAGGAACGGCUGGCUAUGACACAAUAAACUCCACCCACCAUUUCACAAUUCCUGGAUCAUUCUCUAGCAAUGCUACAGGCAGUAAGUCAACUUUUCGCUGGAGUAGCAAUGUCAAUAAACCUGGUCGCUGGGCUUUCCGAACAGACCAUGGAACAAGAGGCUGCAUUUUCAAUGAACAAUGCGGUGGAGGGCUGCCCUACUAUAGAGUAGAGGGCAAGAAUGAGCACCUAAGCAGUAGUCGAGUUUCCUGGACACGACUGGUCAAAGUGUAUGUCUACAAUGAAACCAUUGAGCUUGUCAAGGGACGUCGUGGCGAGGCCAAGGUUAAUGGAAUCUUUCUGGCCACUCCGAUCUAUCUCAACAAUGGCACUGUCCAAGUUUAUGAGUCAGGUUUUUCUGUGAUCAUCAGUACUGACUUUGGCUUGGAGGUGUCUUAUAACAAAUAUUAUCGUCUCAGGAUCAGUGUUCCCUACACUUACCAGAAUGCAACAUGUGGCCUGUGUGGAAAUUUUAACAAUAUUCCUGGGGAUGACUUCCGAACCCCCCAAGGUGAGGUUGUGGACUCUGAUGUUGAUUUUGCCAACAGCUGGAAAGCAUCAGGGGAUGAUGAACCUGGUUGUGAGCCGGUGUGUGCAGGUCUGGACUGUGCUGCAUGCACUAGGGAUCAGACAGCUUUAUACAGUGACAAUGCCUAUUGUGGUAUCCUCCUGAGUGAAUCUGGACCUUUUGCUGCUUGCCAUCAACGACUUCCCCCAGAGGCAUUUGUGCAAAGCUGUGUGUUUGAUCUGUGUGUAGCAGGAGGGUAUCAACCCAUUCUGUGCCAAGCCCUAACUACGUAUGCCAGUCAAUGUCAACAGAUUGGUAUACAGGUGCCAAGCUGGAGGAGACAGGGUUUCUGUGAAAUCCCUUGUCCAUCCAACAGCCACUUUGAAUCCCAAGGCACAGGAUGUCCAGCUACCUGUGUCAACCCCAAUUCUACCCAGGACUGCCCUCUUCCAGCCCAGGAGAGCUGCAUCUGCAAUUCAGGCUACAUCCUUAGUGCUGGGGUCUGUGUCCCUCAUUCUGAGUGUGGCUGCACAUUUGAGGGUCGCUACUACCGCUCUGGAGAAACUGUAAUACCAGACGAGGACUGUAGGAGACGUUGUAGCUGCAGUUAUGGCUCCAUGACCUGUCACUCUCAUGGAUGUGACCCACUAGAGUCUUGCAAGGUGGUGGAUGGAAAAAGAGGAUGCAGACCUAACAGCUAUGCAGCAUGCUCGAUAAGGGGCCCAGGGUCAUAUCAAACAUUUGAUGGACUGACAUACCAGUAUCCUGGUGCAUGUCGUUUGAUCCUUGCCAAAGUAAUGGGUAUGUCAAGUCACAACCACUUUUCGGUGACAAUAGAAAAAACACCCAGAGGCCUGCAGGGCUUUGACACGUUGUUGAAGAUUGAGGUAGAGGAUUCACAGGUGUCCAUUAUGUCUAGUAGCAUUGUACAGGUUGACGGUCAGAAGAUCAGACUACCAUUCAGCUUAGCGUCCAACCGAAUCCAAAUCUACCACAGCAGCAUUCACAGUAUCAUCCUUCGCACUGCCUUUGGUGUAACUGUGGAGACAGAUGGGUCUCACAUUGUGCAUGUUACUGCACCCAGUAUCUACAAUGGCUCACUAGGUGGACUCUGUGGUAAUUACAAUGGUCACCCAGGUGAUGACUUCCGCACACCCAAUGGCAUCCUGGUCAACAGCUCUCAGGUCUUUGGAGACAGCUGGAGAAAUGGCUCCCUUACUGCAGAGUGUGUAAAGUCCACAAUAAUUAUUGGUACAGACUGCCCUCCAAACAGUCAUUAUGACCUCUGUGGAAGCCCUUGCCCUUCCACCUGCCCAAGCCUCUCUUUCCCCUUCACCUGUAUUACUGUGUGCAAGGAAGGUUGCUUCUGUGAUGAUGGUUUUGUCCUCGAUGGCAACCGGUGUGUGCGACCAACAGACUGCGGAUGCUACCACCAAGAACGCUAUGUACAAGCUGGUGAACAGUUCUGGGAUGGUGAGGAAUGUCAGAACUUGUGUACAUGUAAUGGCACCACUGCGGCAGUCAACUGUAUCCCCAGCUCCUGUGGUCCCCAGGAGUCCUGCCGUGUGGUAGAGGGCGAGUUUGGCUGCCAUCACAAACCGAAUGGCAUCUGCUCUGCCUCUGGUGACCCCCACUACCUCACCUUUGAUGGAAAGGCCUAUGACUUUCAGGGAACCUGCCGCUACGUUCUGGCAACCCCUUGUAAUGCCACUGAUAAUCUCCCCCAGUUUUCAGUGGAAGCUAAGAAUGAGCCUUGGUUUGGGUUGCCAUUUUCAAGCACAGAAGAGGUUUUUGUGAAUGUGUCGGGCUAUCAAGUGCACCUAUCGGGGUCGAGCAAUGGUGUUGUACAGGUGAAUGGAAUAACCAAAAAUCUACCUAUUAAUUUGAAUGGAGGUCAUCUUUCAAUCAAUGCAAAAGGAUCUGAAACAUUUGUCAGUGCUGAUUUUGGUCUGACUGUCACAUAUAAUGGAUGGAGAGUGUCUAUCUCUGUACCCCCAAUUUACAGUGGAAAAACAUGUGGACUUUGUGGAAACUUCAAUGGAAAUCCAAAUGAUGACUUCCACACCCCAACUGGAAUUAUUGUCACCACUCCAGAUGAGUUUGGGAAAUCUUGGAAGGUGGCAGGCAACUAUACCUGCAGUGAUGGGUGUGGGUCCUCCUGCCCACAAUGUACCAAUGAUCUGCCUGCUAGAGCCCAAUGUGCAGUGAUUCAAGCAGCUGAUGGCCCCUUAAGCUUCUGCCAUGAGCAGGUGGACCCAGCACCAUAUUUUAAUGACUGUGUGUUUGAUGUUUGUGUGUCGGGAAAUGGUCUAUGUGAAUCCAUUGAAACAUAUGUCAGAGCCUGUCAAUCUGCUAAUGUUCCAAUCUACCCUUGGAGACAAAACACCACCUGCAGAAUUACCUGUUUGGAAAACGAGCAUUAUGAGCUGUGUGGUACUGACUGUGGCAGAACCUGUGGCAGAAGCAAUAGAGCCAGCUGUGGAAUCGAUUGCUCAGAGGGAUGUUUCUGUGACAGAGAGUUUUUCAGGAGUGGGACGAGAUGUGUCCCUCUGGAAAACUGUGGCUGUCAGCGUGACGGUGAAUACUAUAAUGCUGGUGAGUCGUUCUGGACAGAUGGUUGCACUCAGCGAUGUGAGUGCCAUGGUCCCAAUGACCUGCGCUGUUCUGCUGCAUCUUGCACUCCUUUACAAAAGUGCACCAUCAGAAAUGGCCAGCUGGGUUGUUUUGGGGAUUUCACUACUUGCACUGUGUGGGGUGACCCACACUACAUCACCUUUGAUGGGGCAACAGCUCAUUUUCAGGGCACAUGCUCUUACAUCAUUGCUGAGAGUGUGAACCACCACGCCAAUGAAACCCAGUUUCAUGUAACAGCCACCAACAAUCAUCGAGGCAACAACCGUGUGUCAUUUGUAUCAGCAGUUGAUAUAUCCCUUUUAAGUCUGAUAAAGAGAGAGCGUGCACACAUCAGGAUUGGACCCAACAAAAGAGUAAAGGUAAAUGGAAGGGAGGUAUCUCUUCCCACCACUGCAGGAACCUUAGCUCAGGUGGAAAGACAGGGAAAUGACAUAGAGGUUCAUGCAGAAGACUUGAUAGUCCAGUUUGAUGGCCAGAGCAUUUUACUGGUCAGAGUAGGCCAAAAUCGUCAAAACAGAGUCAGUGGGAUGUGUGGAAACUUCAACAAUAACCCUGCAGAUGACAAAGUAUUGCCCAAUGGAACACUGGCACAAAAUGACUGUGAAUUUGGACACAGCUGGAAGUCAUCCACAAGCCAACCAGGAUGUGGAUCCACAGAUGUUGACAUUUGUGGUGGAUGGGAUGACUGUCGCUUUAUAGAAGAAUACUCUGAGCUCUGCAGUGUCAUCACCAACACUAGUGGUCCAUUCAGUUCCUGUCACCUGCACUCUGACCCCCAGCCAUUUUUCGAUUCCUGUGUCUAUGAUCUCUGCCUCUACACUCCGGCUAAUGGCAUGCUUUGCGCUGCUGUGGCAGCCUAUGAGAGAACCUGCUCUGUUUUAGGGCUGAACAUCACGGAGUGGCGCUCAGCUUUGCAAUGUGCUGAGACAGAUCCCUGUGAACAGCUGAACUGCACAGAGUAUGAGUGGUGCGGUGAGAAGGAUGGUGUUUAUGGCUGCUUCUGUGAUGAACAUUACCGGCCCAACAAUGAAAGCUAUGACUCUUCCAUCACUUGUUUAGGUAGUUCAGGCACAAUCUCCCUGUCACGCUGUCAGCUGUUUGAAGCUGGCUUCCAUCCUAGUUCCCUUCAUCUCCAAGACUUCACCUGUAAAGGGACUCUUGAGGACGGACGACUGAUCUUCCACUUUAACAAUAAGGACCAGCUGUGUGGGACAGUUCUCAAGAGCAAUGGGUCCCACUUCAGCUACGUGAACUCCAUCCAGGCCGAUGAUGGCAUAAACAUUCAGCUGGUUUUCUGCUGUGAAUACCCUCUGACUCAGGCCCUGUCUAUGGAUAUAGGCAUCAACCCAGUAGAGAGCUUUGUAAAGAAGAAGCUUCCAAUUGGCCAUGGUCACUAUCAUUUGAGAAUAAUCCCAUACCAUGACGCUCACUUCAGCGCCCCGCUAACCAGUCCCAUCAACGUAGAAAUGGAAAUAGGGGAGAGAUUGUAUGUGGAGGUGCGGGCAGAAGGAGUCGAUGAACAGCAGGUCGCCGCUGUUGUGGACUCUUGUUGGGCCACCCCACUCGACAAUGCCAGCUGCCCUAUCCGCCGGGAUCUCAUUAUGAAUAAGUGUCCUGAUUCAACGGAUGAUACUGUUGAGCUGUUUCAGAAUGGCAAUUCCACUGUGGCUCAAUUCUCCUUCAAGAUUUUCUCUUUCACCAAUUUUCCGUCCAUCUACCUUCACUGCCAAAUCCACCUGUGCCUUUUGAGGAACAACUGCACAGUUAAUUGCAACACCGAUCACAACAGAGGAAAGAGAGACGUAUCCUACUAUGACACUGUAAUGCUGUCACUUGGACCUCUGAGAUACACGACAAAAUAAUGAAACCUCCUUGAUGACCCUGCCUGACAUUUUGCUGACUGCAACAACUCUGGCGAGAUGAACAAAUAUUACCAUUAUAUCUUUAUCAAAAGACAGUAGCUUGAUCAUGUCACUUACCUUUCAGCCUAAAUUAUAGUGUUAAAUUUUAGAAAGAGCUAGGUUAAUGUAGGUCUAAUUGAUUUCUAUACA